GAUUGGAGGGAAGGAAAAUGGAACUGAAAGUCAUCCAUAGUGCCAGUUCAGUGUCAGUCAUCCGAGGCUGGGAAACGGGAAACACAACCAUGGACGGCGCUGCUUUGCGUCGGACAUGCAUCGGUCUUAUUGUGUCUGUUUUGAUCCAUGUGGUUACUGAAAGUCCAAUAGGUAGCACCACCAUAAACUGUGUUUCAGCGUCUAGCACUAUAGAUCUGGGUCCUGUGGACGAAGGAUAUUCAGGUGAUGUGGAGCUGGUGUCCGAUAUCCCAGCUGGAACUAUCGUGACUCUGGAGCAAAACACUUAUCCUGAGCAUCUUCAGUUUCUGGAGUUGAACUUUGAACCAGGGGACACCACAGCGACUGUUCGCACCAAGAAGCCGCUCGACGCCGAUGCCGGAAUAUUCUUUACGAAUGACAGGGUUUUGCAAUACAUAUUACUGUGCAAUGAUGAUUUGAAGUACAACAACUCCCGCAGGCUGAUAAUCAAUGAUAUCAAUGACAACAGUCCAGUAUUUGAUAAGACGUUUUAUUCUCAAACUGUUUCAGAGAGUCUGUCCGUGAACACGGAGGUUCUGCGAGUGACAGCCGUGGAUGCAGACAGCACACCUGAAUUCAACCUCCUGACAUACACCUAUACUCCAGAAACAGCAGACUUUUUCUUAACAAACUCCGGGCUGUUUAUCUUAAUGAGACCUCUGAACUACAGCGUAGUACCAAAGUACAAUUUUAUUGUCACUGCCAGCGACAUUGGUGGAAACAAUGACACAACCUCAGUUGAGAUUAUAGUAGAAGACUUUGAUGACUUAAAUCCCCUUUUCAGCCACAGUCUCUACCAGGCUGCUGUUCCAGAGAACCAGGUUGGGGUUCUCAGUGAAAUAAAACCAGAACCAAUAAAGGCCCAAGAUGGAGACACUGGAAUCAACAUGACGAUAACAUACAGCAUCACUUCAGUCUCUCCUGCCGAGUACCAAGCAAACUUCAACAUCGACGCCAACACCGGAGCUCUGUCUGUGGUGACGUCGUUUGACAGGGAGGAAAUGGUCAGCAGUGAAAUCUCUGUCAACAUCAAGGCGGCCCAGACAGACGACCCUCUGAAGACGGCUGAUGCUGUGGUGUCCGUCACGGUGGAAGACGUGAACGACAACGCUCCAGAGUUCGAUCAGUCGAUCUACAACGUCUCCCAUCUGGUGAACGCCCUCGCUAAAAACAUCACUGAUUUGGACAAGAACAUCCCCACCAUCAGAGUGAGCAUCAUGGACGACGACAACGACAACAAACCCGAGUUCAGCUCCAGCAGCUGCGACUCCAGCAUCCUGGUGAAAGACGCAGAGAAGAGGAAGGUGCUGCUGACGCUCAGAGCCACCGACAAAGACAUCGGAAACAACUCGCUUAUCACCUACAGUUUCUCUGAAGGAGAUUCGCCUCUUUUGGCCUUAGACAGCAAAACAGGAGAAGUGACCCUGACCUCUGACCUUGCUGAUGUAACAGAAGACACCACACUGGUCCAGACGGCCGAGGCCACAGAUCAUGGCAAACCUCCGCUCAGCGCCACAGCUCUGGUGGUGGCGAACAUCAGGAUCAAUAGUUCUGAAGGCGUGGCGUUCCUGAGCUCCUCCUACAACUUCAGCCUGAAAGAGAACCAGAAUCCGGGGGUCACUGUGGGGCAGGUCCUCGCCUCCGCAGGGAGUGACCUGUACGAGGUUUCCUACGAACUGAGAACACACAAAGACCUGUUCUCCAUCAACGGCAGUGGUACCAUCUUUACCACAAAACAGCUGGACAGGGAGGAGCAGGAGUGGUACAUCCUGGAAGUGGAGGCUGUGGACACGCGGACGCCUCCCACAUCAGCAGUGGCUCUGGUCAGAAUUCAGGUGGAGGACGUAAACGAGCCGCCAGAGUUCUCCUCGGACGAUUAUGAAGCCUCUGUGUUCAGCAUCUCUCCGUACAAAACCCCAGUCAUCCAAGUGAAGGCCUCGGACCCUGAUGUUGGAGACAGCAGUCGUCUGGUCUACAGUUUGCCAGCAGGAAACUCCUUCUUUGAACUGGAGUCGUCUUCAGGUUUGCUGUUUGUGGUGUCGGCAGCAGGUCUGGGUGGAAUAAACGUCACAAUGAAGGUGAAGGCCACAGAUCCUCAUGGACUUUCUGCUACCAGCAGAGUGAAGGUUGUGGUUCAGGGCAGCAGCGACGUGACGUUCAUCUCUCUGAAUAAGCCGGUAAACAUUGUGGAGGAAAAGACUCCAGAGCUGGAGGAGGCUUUAGGUAAAACUCUGGGCUGGACGGUGAACAUAACCCAGGUGUGGAGCUCUGAUGGAGAAGAAAGCCGAAUGCUGAGAGCGUCGGUCAAGACUCUGGUCAGCUUAGUCGCUUUUGAUGACGAUGGAGCUGUUGAACCUCAGGAAGUCGCAAAGAAACUGCAGAGCGAGUCUGAAGAGGUGAGAGCGGCGCUGGCCAAGGUGCUGGGAAACGAUGUUCAGUUUGAGGUGGAGACGGAAAAAGAGCCUCCAGGCUCCAGCUCAGACCCAACUGUACUCAUCGUUCUGGGGGUUUUGCUUGGCCUGGUUUCAGUGGUUCUGGUUCUGACUCUUUCUGUAUUUAAAAGGAAGAUGCAACAAAACGAAGAGCGGAGACGGUCCAUUUCAUUGCAGUUGGAGAUGUGAACAAAUCCAUGUUUGGGUUUGACGAGACGAUUGCCUGAUGAGGACGGUUCAUCAAACCAAGACUCAGUGCUGCCUUCAUGCACCAGAAGAAUAAUCUUAGACUGUUUUAUUUAUUUGACGUCUGCGACUUUAAAUUAUCCUUUAAGCACAUCAGAGUUUUGUCUCUAGUUAAAUUUGAAGGUUUGCCAACAUGAAUGGGAUCCCAUUUCUAGAUUAAUGUCUGUGCAAAUCUACUUAAUGAAAGUGUUUUAUUGGAAAGUUUAUCAAAGCAAAUCACAGUAACCUCUACAAGCUUCUCUUACAUCACUUGAAACAACAAUUAGGAACAAAUCAAGACACGGCGUCAAUCCAGGCUGUUAUAAUGUGCUGAUCUCUAACUCAUAAUACAGAUAAUUCACGUAUUAAAUGAAACAUUAAUCAAUAAUCUGAUGUUACACGAUGAGAA
Molecule: messenger RNA, 3105 nt
Organism: Gambusia affinis (western mosquitofish)
Lineage: Eukaryota; Metazoa; Chordata; Actinopteri; Cyprinodontiformes; Poeciliidae
Product: protocadherin-11 Y-linked-like
Exons: 21
Coding region: 18-2660 (880 amino acids)
Biological process (GO): homophilic cell-cell adhesion
Cellular component (GO): plasma membrane
Molecular function (GO): calcium ion binding
Source: RefSeq, a predicted model, not a curated record